UCUACACCACCGCUAGGUGGCGCUUGAGUGCUGUCGUGUCAAGUAUGGCUGCUCCCGCAGAAAGCAUGACCGAGGAGAGUCCGACUGAAGAUGUCCCUCCCGAGAAAACUUUCACAGUAGAAGUUUUACAGUUAGUGAAAGAAGCCCAACAGCAACAUGGCAUGAGGCAUGGAGAUUUCCAGAGAUACAGGAGUUACUGCUCUAGAAGAAUUCGACGAAUUAGAAAAUCUUUGCAUUUUCCUCAGGGAAGCAAACACAAAGUUCAGCCAAAGAAAAUCACAGUAGAAAAGCUGACUGAUGUUAGGUACCUACAUUUACCUUUAUUCUGUGCGGAGAGGGCCUGGUAUUACGCCAUGCAGCUGAAGUCCGAGGCCAACACAGAGCCCCGCAAAAAAUUCCACAUGUUAGCUCGGAUCAAGAAGGCUCUGAUGUACGCUGAGGAAUUUGCUACUCUGUGUGCCAGUCCAAAAUGUGACGCGAGGACCAAGCUGGAGAGCCAGGCAUAUUUAUCACUGUUAAAAGGAGGGUUGUAUUUUGAACAAGAAGACUGGAAGGCAGCAAUGGAGUUCUACACAAAAGCAAAGACCAUUUAUGAGAAGCUGGGCAGUGCGUUUACAGAGGAUAUCCAGCAGUUAUAUUUACAACAGGUGGAGGAAAUCACCCCCAAUCUACGUUAUUGUGCGUAUAACAUAGGGGACCAGUCAGCUAUAGACGAGCUCAAGGAACUCAGAAGGAAGGGUGGAGAGGAUCAACUCACAUCUCAUCUCGAUGAUCUGCUCUCUCAAACGAGAGAGAAACAGACAGCCACACUGUCAGAGGUCAAGUGGCAAGGUCGUACGGUGCCGGUGAAGAAUGAACCAGUGAGGAUAUUUCUGUUGAAUCUGCAGGACAGCACCAAAGAGAUAGCAUCAGCUGAAGGUGUUGAUAGCAAAAUAUCGAUCUAUGAAAGUGUCCUAAAGCAGUGUAUUGAUGCACAACAGGUGUUACGGGACAGUCUGCAGGAUGAUCAGAAUUUUAAAUUGGCCAUUAGAGGACAAGAAAUAGAUGGCAAAGUAUCCAAUCAGCACUAUCUCCAUACGUACCUGACCUUCAUAAGACUGAGUAAAACAAUAGAACGUAACCUGCUACUGAUAGAACAAUUAAAGGACUACCUCCCAGGCAAGAAAGUGGAGGAGGGACACAAGAUCACAAAGCCCCAGGAUUUAGUCCGGCUCUAUGACAUCAUCAUACAGAAUUUGAAUGAGAUCCCCAAUUUGACGGGGGUGGAGGGAGAUACCAGUCUCUCUGAGGAAACCGCUGUCAGGGUGCAGGGAUACAAAGCAUUUAGGUCCUAUUACAUUGCCCAGUCCUAUCUGGGAGCCAAAAAGUGGAAGGAGGCAAUAUCUUUGUAUGAAAGAGUUCUACAGAAUGCAAGGAAUGCCUUAAAAGGUUACAAGUCACUACCCAAAGUUCAACAGACUCAGUUCAAGAUGGAAGUAAAUAAUUUAGAAGAGUUGGUUCGCCAUGUUGACGGGGAGAAAUAUUCUUGUCAUGCGUCUAGUGUUCUGGACAUCAAUGAUGUGACGGAUCAGAUGGGAGCCAUGACAGUCAAUCCCAAACAGCCCCUGAUGGAUCGCCUGGAGGACUACGCUGACGACUCGUCGCUGACCAGUAAGAAGCCUAACCUGGUGUCCUUCCCACCUGACUUUGAAUCCAUUCCCUGUAGACCAUUGUUCUUUGAUUUAGCUCUGAACCAUAUAGACUUACCCUCUCUAGACAAACAUUUAGAACAGAAGGCUGCCGCUAACCCACGAGGUCUGACUGGAUUCGUCAAAGGAUGGCUCUGGGGAGGAUCCAAAUAGUCGUUUUUUGAGAAAUUUACAAUGUUUUUUACCCUUUAUAUUGUUAUGGGGAGGUAACUCUGUCAGCUGUGUUCAUUUGUACAUUAUGUAACUCGAAUGAAAUGUUAAUCGUGGCAUAGCCUUCUCUUUAUUCAACAACAAUAUUUCAAGUUAACUUAUGAAAGAAAAAUAGUCAAGUGAAAUCUGAAUGGUAUAGAAAUUGUACUAUAAUUACUACAGAAUGACUUGUACAUGUAAUUAAUUUGUUUUAAGUGCAAUUUUAUUCACUAGAGCAAUAGUGUUGUUAAUACUUAGUAAGUUUUCUAUAUCAUGAAAAAGUGCUGUUGUACUUUUUAAUUAAUAUUUAUUAAUUCUAAUUUACCAUCUCUUGGAAGCUGAGGAUAAUUGAUUUGUGGAAUAAAGAUGCAUGUAAUUCAAUUUACAAAUGUGUUUUGAUGAACUGAAGCAAAAUUCUUGUCCUACUGAAUGCUAAUGAAAUGUGUGUUUAUAAUAUUCUAUCAGUUGUGAGUGAGACAAAGGCAUCCAUGUCACAAAGUGUUGUGAGGUAUUUUAAUACCCAUUUAUGCCCUGCAAUAUAAAAAGGGAUGCAUUUAGCUUUGAAAGUACAGAUUAUAAUAAUGUCUUUUAAAACCAACAUUGUACUUAAAUUGUUUAUGAAGUGCAUGAAACAAACAUCAGAUAGAUUAUACGAUUGAAUGCUGUCAGAUUAUGGAAUUAUGAAGAGAAAACUUUAAAUAUACAUUUUAUAAGGGUGCAAGUGAACUGAGACUUCCAGGAUUUCAAUCUGUGUGAAACGUGUCAAUUCUUACAUCUGCUAUCUUAUAGGUGGGAGUUGUGGGGUUGGAGGUUUGUAGUUUAUAUAGUGAAUAAAAAUACUUUGUUAUACCCUUAUAAA
Messenger RNA from Saccostrea cuccullata (small rock oyster), 2736 nucleotides. Its product is annotated as signal recognition particle subunit SRP68-like. Gene Ontology annotation, cellular component: signal recognition particle, endoplasmic reticulum targeting. Gene Ontology annotation, biological process: SRP-dependent cotranslational protein targeting to membrane. NCBI's taxonomy places the organism in Eukaryota, Metazoa, Mollusca, Bivalvia, Ostreida, Ostreidae. The transcript has 12 exons. The record is from RefSeq and is a predicted model, not a curated record. Gene Ontology annotation, molecular function: endoplasmic reticulum signal sequence receptor activity; protein binding; 7S RNA binding. Bases 45 to 1841 code for a protein of 598 amino acids.